This is a messenger RNA of Entelurus aequoreus (snake pipefish), 1776 nucleotides long. Its product is annotated as dynein regulatory complex protein 1-like. Gene Ontology annotation, biological process: regulation of cilium movement; cilium-dependent cell motility; axonemal dynein complex assembly. NCBI's taxonomy places the organism in Eukaryota, Metazoa, Chordata, Actinopteri, Syngnathiformes, Syngnathidae. The coding region runs from base 1 to 1776 and encodes 591 amino acids. The transcript has a single exon. Gene Ontology annotation, cellular component: axoneme; axonemal dynein complex. The record is from RefSeq and is a predicted model, not a curated record.
AUGCAGAAUCAGGAGGGUGCCACGGCCCACGAGGAGCCCCAAGCAGACGCCGCCGAAGAGGCGAUGACGGCCAAGAAAGUCAUCUACUUGCACCGAGACCUCUUGGCUUUCCUCACCGACCUCCAGACGGCGGCCGACGCCAAGCAAUCGUUGCGACGGACCAAGUCCGAGGAAGUUAUCCGGCUGCGGCUGGAGCGGAUAGAAAACUCCAGGGUGUUCAGCAAGGAGAAACUAGAGGAAAUUAAGGAAGGGUGGCGUCAGACCGAGAAGAAAACCAACCUACCGGAUCUUCUGGAAGCUCUGAACAGGCAGGAGACCUUUUGUUCAGAACUGAUGGAAUACAAGAUGAAGCUCAUAGCGGAUCUGCAGAGAGAGUGGGAGGACGGAAGCGAGCGCCACUCCAUCGACCUCAGGAAGCAGACAGAAGCGCUGGACGUGAUGAUAGAUCGCAUGAACCAAGUGAGGCGCAUGACCAUGGACAACAAGGAGCUGGGCCAGAUCGAAAGCCCGCAUGACGUCUUUCUGACGCAGAGCCUGAGCGAGUGGGACAGCUACCAGAAGGAGCUGCGGGCCAAAGCUCAAGAGUGGCUGAAGGAGAGGAAGGCGGCCAUGGACGAGUACGAGAACGCCAUGCCCAAGCUGGAGCUGGCCCAGAACGAGUGCACCACGGCCAAGCGGGCCAUCGACAUGAAGCUGACCGAGCUGGAGAGGGAGCAGGAGGAGAUCAAGGGCAAGCGGGCCGUGCUGGACGCCAGGAAGCUCAGCUGCGACGAAAAACCUGAAGUCAUUUACCUCCUGAGGAAGCGCGUCAACACCCUGAAAGUGCAGCUGAGCGACAUCAUGAAGAUGAUCUCCACUGAGGAGGACACCUUCCAAAGGCGAGAGCAGCACCUGCUGGAGGACAUCAGGAGCAGCAUGGCGCAGCACAAGCGCAUCCAGAAGAAAAUCAAGCACUUCGCGCUCAGCGACGCGCAGACCUUCGUGGAGAUGUCGCAGAUGCUCGUUUCUGAGGUGAAGCUGCUGGCCGAGAGCGCCCUUGCCGCCGACUCACACCUUUGUACGCACCUGGGCUUAACGUGGGAGAGGCCCGAGGCCGUCAUGGAGCGCUGCUACCCCAUCCAGCCGCAGGACGAGUUCGAAAUGGCGGCGCAGGUGUACGCCGAGAGCGUCGCCGAGGUGGACGCCAAGACGAUGACGGCGCUGCUGGAGCUGCUGUGCAACGAGCUGAGCUUCCUCAUCGACACCAGCGACAACCUGAGUUUGCUGGAGACCGACCACCGGACAGCGGAGAAGAUGCUGGCCCUCCUCAACGCUUUCGACUUUUACGCUGACGACCUCAACAGGCUGGUGUCGUUCCUCCUCAAGUACGAGGAGCAGCACAAGGAGCGGGCGGACCAGGCCGAUGGAAUCGCGGCCAGCGUGACCUCUGAACUCAUCCAGCCCAACAACGUCCUUCCCGCUUUCCUGAGCUUUGUCAGCUACCGCGUGCACUGCAUAAGGAGCUCGGCGCUACGCCAUCGCUUGGACUGGGACGCAGACGCCGAUAAAGCCUUCUGGGAGGAUAUGGUCCGCGUCAUCCCGGAGGAAAAACUCAGACUGUGGGACGCGGCGGAAAUUGCCCUGACGCAGUACUUGGAAGUGCUUGAGAAAAACUCCAAAAUAUUGCAGAAAAACCUAACUUUGGAGGAGGAGAACAGGGCAUUGAGGAAGCAAUUGUCAUGCGAGAAUGACACAAGCGUUUUUUUGCUGAAAGAUUUCCUCAGGAGAGAAUCUUAA